This is a messenger RNA of Rattus norvegicus (Norway rat), 1176 nucleotides long. Lineage: Eukaryota; Metazoa; Chordata; Mammalia; Rodentia; Muridae. The record is from RefSeq and is a predicted model, not a curated record.
AUGGUGGGCUCCCAGAGUGAAAUGAACUACAUACCAGCCCAGAGCAAACAGACCAUCGCUCACCCGGCCGGACAGCUUCCAGCAGUGCACUCCCUGGGUCUCUUGCAAGAAGCACUCAAACCUACUUCCCAGGAGCACACCAGGGGCUUGAAAAGCACCCAGUGCCUGAACCAGUUUCUAAGGACUCUGAUGUUUGGGGGUGUGGUAUUGGUGUUCCCGGCUUUACCUGCCCACCAUUCAAUUCACCCUACAUUUCUCUUCAGUACCUGCUGCUUAAGAAUUGUCAUUGCCACUCAGAACACUGUGGAUGCUCCCUCUGGAAAGCUGUGGCAUGAUGGCUGUGGGGCUGCCCAAAACAUAAUCCCUGCAUCCACUGGUGCUGCCAAGGCUUCAGACAAGGUCAUUCCAGAGCUGAAUGGGAAGCUCACUGGCAUGGCCUUCCAUGUUCCUAUCCUCAAUGUAUUCGUUGUGGAUCUGACAUGCCACCUGGAGAAACCUGCCAAGUAUGAUGACACCAAGAAGGUGCUGAAGCAGGCAUCUGAGGGCCCACUAAAGGGCAUCCUGGGCUACACUGAGGACCAGGUAUCUCCUGUGACUUCAACAGCAACUCCCACUCUUCCACCUUUGAUGCUGGGGCUGGCAUUGCUCUCAAUGACAACUUUGUGAGGCUCAUUUCCUAGUAUGACAAUGAAUACGGCUACAGCAACAGGGUGGUGGACUUCAUGGCCUACAUGACCUCCAAGGAGUAAGAAACUCUGGACCACCCACCCCAGCAAGGACACUGAGAGCAAGAGAGAGGCCCUCUCUCGCUCCCUGUCCCAACACUAAGCAUCUCUCUCACAAUUUCCAUCCCAGAUCCCCAUAAUAACAGGAGGGGCCUAGGGAAUCCUACUGUCUUGAAUUCCAUCAAUAAAGAUUGCUGCACGUGUGUGAGAGCACACACACACACACACACACACACACACACACACACACACAAUUUUCUUGAGUCUCCCCGUGUGUUGUGGUUAGGCCUACAAUGACAGUGGCUCUUCUAAAGGUGGACAGACUUUGUUUUCUUGGCACUAUUCUGUAAAUAAUACAGUGUGACAACUGUCACAUAGCAUUUAUAUUACAUUGGACUUAAAUGAUCUAGAGAUGACUUAAAGCAUACUGGUUGUGCAUAAACUAUAUUCA